Cygnus atratus (black swan) is the source of this 5474-nucleotide messenger RNA. RefSeq names its product PDLIM1 interacting kinase 1 like (gene PDIK1L). Bases 1157 to 2185 code for a protein of 342 amino acids. The record is from RefSeq and is a predicted model, not a curated record. Gene Ontology annotation, biological process: protein phosphorylation. Gene Ontology annotation, molecular function: protein kinase activity; ATP binding. The transcript is spliced from 3 exons. Lineage: Eukaryota; Metazoa; Chordata; Aves; Anseriformes; Anatidae.
GGGGCGGGCCCUAUAAUGGCGGCCGGGCGGCGGCAGCGCGGCAGCGCUGAGUACCUAAAACACUGGAAAUACUUGAAAGCUCCCUCCUAAUAACAGGCUCUUUUGACGUGGUCCUUAUUGCCUGGUUUACUAACCUAGAGAAUUACAUUUAUCACUGGCAUUCUUGCAAGCUAUUUCUGAUACACUAACUGUGAUAUCUUUUUUUUCUUGCAUUUCAUUCUGUUUGACCAGUGAUAUUUGGCCAGACAAUUUUUUUCUGUCUGUAGGCAGUGUCCCAUUUCGGUCUGUUUGUAUGGAGGCGGUGCUGGUGUGUUUUGAUUUGUAAUCCUUGAGGGAAGUGUGCAGGGAGGUUCAUAAAUCUGUGGCGGUGUUUGGUGUUUUUUUCCUGAGUGUGUGUGUGUCUUGUUUUCCUUACAGAGCAAUAUGCUUGUUUUUGUUGAAGUCCUUACCCCGUUGAGCAAAACUACAAGUUAGGUGCUGGGUACAAGCUUCUGUAAUAAGUCGCUCUUUUACUCUUUUUGUAACAAUAGAAUUCAUACCGAUGAAACCACUUGGAACAUCAUAGUAACAUUAAAAGUCUGUGAAGUAUCCUCUUAUCUUAGUACCAGAGGAAACAAAAGCAUUAUUAAAUCCUAACAGAAAUAUUUAUCUAUGCAGUUAUGUUCUUAAAGACAGCUUUAUUUAAAUCUGUUACUCCUCAACCACAGGCUUCAACUAGAACCUCUUCUCUGCUAUCCCAGGCAUGGAUGGAGAGCAUGAUAGAGUGCUGUUACUCAUGUAGACACUCACAAAGGACACAGAGAAAGGAGUAGGAGAGUACAUGAUAAUCCUGUCUCAGCACAGUACAAUUCUAGGUUUGAAUUGUUGCCUUCCUGAAAACUGAGCUGUAUUUUAAAUCUUAACAGUCCCACCGAAGUGAUGCACUUUUAGCUAGCCCUUAAGAGGUCCAGGUUUACAGAAUAACUUCUGAAAUAUUCUAGCACUCGAACGCAGCGUUACGUUCUGUGCAAUGCCCAGAGGUGCUGCCCUGUUAAUUGAAGGGUAUUGAUAGACUUCAUAUUGCCACGCCAUAUGGGGGAAAAUGCAGCUCAGUUCUUGUUCAUAAGUUAUAGUUCUGUGGGUUUUUCCCCCUUCCCCAGAACCCUUGAUCUUGAAGAUGGUGAGUAGCCAGCCUAAGUACGAUCUAAUACGGGAGGUUGGUCGUGGCAGUUAUGGUGUGGUGUACGAAGCAGUCGUCAGGAAGACCUCUGCCCGGGUCGCUGUGAAAAAGAUUCGGUGCCAUGCUCCAGAGAACGUGGAACUAGCUCUGCGUGAGUUCUGGGCACUUAGCAGUAUCAAGAGCCAGCAUCCCAACGUCAUUCAUCUGGAGGAGUGCAUCUUGCAGAAAGAUGGCAUGGUGCAGAAGAUGUCCCAUGGCUCCAGUUCCUCCCUUUACUUACAGCUUGUAGAGACCUCGUUAAAAGGAGAAAUAGUCUUUGACCCCAGAAGUGCUUAUUACCUAUGGUUUGUAAUGGAUUUCUGUGAUGGAGGAGAUAUGAAUGAGUAUCUGUUGUCCCGAAAGCCUAACCGCAAGACCAACACCAGUUUCAUGCUUCAGCUCAGCAGUGCCCUGGCUUUCCUGCACAAAAACCAAAUUAUUCAUCGUGAUCUCAAACCUGACAAUAUUCUGAUAUCCCAGAGCAGGAUGGAUGCUAGUGACUUGGAGCCCACGCUGAAAGUAGCUGAUUUUGGGCUGAGUAAGGUAUGUUCCGCUUCAGGACAGAACCCCGAGGAACCAGUCAAUGUAAAUAAGUGUUUUCUAUCAACUGCAUGUGGGACUGACUUCUAUAUGGCCCCCGAAGUCUGGGAAGGACACUACACUGCCAAAGCAGACAUUUUUGCCCUGGGGAUCAUAAUCUGGGCGAUGCUAGAAAGAAUCACAUUCAUAGACACAGAAACAAAGAAAGAACUUCUGGGGAGUUACGUCAAGCAGGGGACAGCGAUCGUGCCUGUUGGGGAGGCGCUUCUAGAAAACCCUAAAAUGGAGCUACUCAUCCCUGUAAAGAAAAAAUCCAUGAAUGCUCGCAUGAAACAGCUGAUUAAGGAAAUGCUGGCUGCCAACCCACAGGACCGUCCCGAUGCUUUUGAACUCGAGCUGCGAUUAGUCAACAUAGCUUUUAAAGACUAUGGCAGCUGGGAGACGUGACCCGCCGAGCAGUCUGUCUCUUGGUAGAGCUGCUGCUGGCCUAACUGAUGGUGCAACUUCGUGGCAGUAAAAGAAACGAGCCUGAUCUCAAACCUGCGGGUUUAGUUCCUUCCGACAGAAUUUUGGGUUUCAUAAACUAUCAGAAUGUGAGUUGGCCAUUGUGUUAGCACUGCGUCUGUGUGUGUUACCAGGAUGUCAUAUGCAAGUGUAAGAUGUGACGGUGUUCAUUUGUGUACGUUGGCAGUGGGAUGUCUUAAGAGCUGAGACUUGGUUUCCAGCAAUAUCUCAGAGUAUUUCCUACAUUCCAGUUUCCUAUAUCAGUAUUAGGAACUCCUCAUGGAAAGAGGUUUGCAUGCUGGCAGUGCAAAUCUUCAGGCUUUGUAAAGUAAUUCUGUGUAUAUAUUUAUGUCUACGAGUGACUGGGAGCGUGUGCCUGUAAGUGUGUUGCAUUCCAUGGAGAAAUGACACUUCUCUUAAAUUAUUUGCUGUGGGUCUGAAUGAUUGGGGUCUGCUAGAACACCGGGUGAGGAAGAUGGGUGAGAAGCAUUCCUUCUUCUCCAGUCCUGGAUAACUUUAUUAUUUAUUUUUGUUAUCUAAUGUUAAAGAUAGGGUCUGAGACUUGACUUUGUAGACAAAAAAAAAAUACAAUGCAAGGGUAUCAGCAGCUUUAAAAGUGCUGAGGUGGUCGAGUUUAGCACUUCCAGCCUAAUGAGCUCAUCACUGUGGGAGUCAAAUUACAAGUGCAUGCAAUCAGGUGCUAGCAUGGUGGCUAGUUCAUUAACCAUUCAAUUCUGCUUUCCCCUACUAAUCAAAUACUUUAUUAAUCCAUUAAUCUACAGCUUCACAACAUGCUCCCUCCUUUAAACUAGAAUCCAGUAGCAAACUGAGUAGUUACAGUAGAGCUUCCAUGUGAAAAGGCAACUCCCUGAUGAGGGAAUCCAGCAGCAUAAAGCAUUGUUCUGAAGAUUCUCCAAAAUAAUGGUUACGGCACAGUUUUCUUGUUAAGCGGAUCUGUUACUGGUCCUGGUCUCCCUUUCCGGUGCUGCCUGUAACCUGGUAGUGACGAGGAGAUGAAGGGAUGGCUGUCCUCUUGAACACACCGCAAAUACGGGAGAAAACUCUUAGUGAUCAGUGAAAGGCAUCUCAGACUUGUGCAGCAACCUUGGCCAAUCUUUGGAUUUAUUUUCCUGCUUUUGAUAAGUAAUAUUUAAAACCGCUGCCAGUAGGAAAGAAAGCUUUGGAGCAGCUGGAAGGCUGCUUAUCCCCCUCUCUCACUGCACAGGAGCACGUUCACGUGCUAAGAGAUGUUUCAUUUAUGCUACCUGACACUGCAGGCCGGACAGAAGCUGCUUUGUGCUGGUAUGGUACUUUUCUCUUUUGGCUGCAGGAGCAUGACCUUUCCCAUCAAUUUGACCUUUUGAAAAUGUAGUUCUUAAAAAAAAAAGGCAGUUUUUAUUAAAGCUGUAACAAAGGCUGUUUCUUUUUUUGAUAAAAUCAAUUCAAUGCUUUGGUUUUCUUAAAUCUUACCUGGAAACUGCCAUGAAACCUGAAACCCUGCCCAGAGUGAGUAAGCAGCGAAACCAACAAAUUUAUUGGAAAAGCAAAGGUUUCCGAUUCUACCAGACUUCUGAGGCUUGACAGACUACAGCAGGAAGUUCUUAGCUGCAGGUCUUGCCUGCUGAGUGUAGUCCUGGUGGCAGCAGUUACCUGGGGGUCCGUAGUGGUUAAUUCUUAGUUUGCGUCACUUGGUCUAAGGCAGAUUGCCUAAACAGUGAUGCUCAGACAGACAUGUUUUACUGUCUCAAAGCAGAACAAUAUUUAGUGUCUAGAUGAGCUUUCCGAAGUGACUUCGGGAGGAUGGCGCUGCGUCACACCGAGGUGUUUGGAUCCAGCAGUGUCUGAUCCCUCGUGCCUGAGCUGGCAGGGAUGGAGGCGAGUGCAUCGUGCUGAAGGUACGGCCUCUUGCCUGCACAGAUGUCCCAGCGCUGCACCGUCCCUGCAGGGAGCUCUGUCUGUAAAGGAAGCCUGGGAGCCUCUCUGAGUAAUGGGUGACGAGGAGAGCUCUUGUGUUCUAGAAGUGGAGGUCUGCUCGUUCUCACAUCUGAACUGGGUUCGGUACAACUGGAAACUCAGCUUGUUAGGAGGAAAGCAAACCUCUUGCUCUCUGUGCUAACACCUCUACAGCACUUACAUCCCAGCGUGGUCAUUCAGGGAGGCUGCGUAAAGCUGAGGGUAGAUAACCUUUCAGGUCAAACUUCUGAAAAUGCAUUAACUUCCUCCUCUCCGGCCCACCCGAAAGACAGAAUCAGCUCUGUUAAUUCAACUCUGUUAAUCUGAGGGUAUUAAUCUACUCCGGAAUAAUAGUACUUACCGGUAAGGCUCUUUGCAAAUCAUUUGAUUCUCCUCUGAAGUACUUCAAAGGAUGAGCACUGAAUGUGCUGCCUGCCUGCGGUGCAGAAAUGAGUGCUAAUGAAUGCACAAAAAAUUCCUUUUUUGACUCCCAAAGGAUGCGUUUGCACUGAUUGCCACUUUAAAGGGUGGGGGUACCUGAAAUCCCUCUCAUGGUGCUUAGCCUUGCUGUUGGGUGACACUGAGCACUUCCUUGGCUCGUUGAAUGAUAGUCCCUGAGGUUUGUGUUCUGUUUGAUUUUUGUUGUCUGAGGUCUUUGUUUUCAAACCUUCGGUAAAGCAAACUGUUGUAGCAGCUACAGAACUAUUCACCAGCGUGACACAAAGUCAAGAUACUCUUCGGCACUCAGAAAAGGUUUUUUCAAAUCUUUCUUUAAAAAUUGUAAAAUAUAUUUUGUGCAGAAUUUAUAAUGGGGGAGAUUAUUGUGUAAUUUAUUAAGUUCAUGGCUUUUUUUUGAAAUAAAACCUGGAAUUCGAUGAAGCUUUUGAACUCUCUACCGAGAAAUGCUUUCCUUUCGGUCAGCACGAUGUCACCUAGCUGCCAGGCAGGCUACAGAAAGGUUUACUUGCUCUGCUAGAGUAGUAGUGAGCUGUAGGAGUACUCGAAGUGACUUCAGGGUGGAAAAGAUGCUGGGUUGGCCAGGAGCUGUGCUCACCGUGUGUGGGUAGCGGCGGUGCCAGGCUCUGGCAGGUACGCAACGUGCUGCUGGAGGAUUUGCCAGAGCCCGGCCCUGCUGGAUGUGCCCGCAGCUGGCUUCUGGACCAGCUGAGGUGAGCCCUGGCCGCGUGGAGCCUUCUGCUGAGCCUCUUAAGAAUCAAAGCGCUGCUCCUCUGGGUGUGCUGCUCCCUUUUCAAAGACGGGAUUAGAGACAGAAGAAGUC